AUGAGCUUUGACUUUGCGGACGUGCCCCCACCAGUUAAUACGCGUAAAGACAACGAGAAAGACGAAAAAAAGCUCAAGAACAAGGAACCGAUCCGAAAAGUAAACAGUCCGAAGAAAGUUAAACCAAAUCGGACCGAGGGUUCCAAGAGGAUGAAGAGCAAGUUACGCAUUGAUAUGGUGGGAUAUGGUCAAAAACCCAUUGAAAACCGUUCUUGA
Funneliformis mosseae is the source of this 216-nucleotide messenger RNA. Lineage: Eukaryota; Fungi; Glomeromycota; Glomeromycetes; Glomerales; Glomeraceae. The record is from the annotation of a GenBank genome assembly.